This is a messenger RNA of Tribolium castaneum (red flour beetle), 653 nucleotides long. RefSeq names its product histidine triad nucleotide-binding protein 1. Bases 118 to 588 code for a protein of 156 amino acids. Gene Ontology annotation, cellular component: cytoplasm; nucleus. Gene Ontology annotation, molecular function: hydrolase activity. The transcript has 3 exons. Gene Ontology annotation, biological process: purine ribonucleotide catabolic process. The record is from RefSeq and is a predicted model, not a curated record. Lineage: Eukaryota; Metazoa; Arthropoda; Insecta; Coleoptera; Tenebrionidae.
UCUGUCUUAACAUUCUUAACAUCACAACAGCAUAACCUCCAAACAGUCGAAACACUAAUACCCCUAGACAAUAGACAUAUAUAAUAUAUAUAACUUGUGUGAAACUGGAAGACAAUCAUGAUUUUAAGAAAAAUUUUAACUCAUACGCAACCGUUUAUUAAUCACAAGCAUUUAAUUCCUCCUGCUGUUAAUAUCGUUAGAUAUAAAACGUCAGAGGUUGAGAAAGCACAAACCGCAUCAAAAGACAAGCAGCAAACAACAAUUUUUGACAAAAUCAUCUCGAAAGAAAUUCCUGCAGAUAUAAUUUAUGAAGAUGAUAAAUGUUUGGCUUUUAAUGAUGUAAAUCCCCAAGCGCCUGUACAUUUUUUGGUGAUUCCCAAGCAGCGAAUUCCUAUGCUUGAUUCAGUCAAAGACAGUGAUAAAGACAUAAUGGCAGAAUUAGUUCUCAGGGCUCAAAAGUUGGCUAAAGAACGUCUUCCAAAUGGUUACAGAUUGGUGAUAAAUAACGGAAAACAGGGCUGCCAGUCGGUUUAUCAUUUACACAUACAUAUCUUAGGGGGGCGCCAACUUGGGUGGCCCCCAGGUUAAUAUUUAACGAUAUUUGUAACAUUGUUGAUGUACAUAAAAGCAUAAAUAAAUCAACUGUUAUUAAA